CAAAAUAUUAAUCUUCACUUAUUAUCCUUAUCUCUUCCAGACUGGGCCCCGAGCAAUCCGUUUCGCAUAGGGCAUCGCAAUCUGUGGGACCGGCCCUAUCGGGGGUCGAUUUAGAGUUUGUGUUUCAACACAAACUGUCUUUGAAACCUUGUUUAUUAAUAUUUUCAGUUCUCUGUGUUAUUUUUGAACAAGUGUGACCAUAAAAAUAAAACGUUCUACUGUGUACAAAAGGGAAAAUUAUUUCAAAUUUAUGCGUACAUACACGUGAAAGAAGAUUUCAACCAAUCAACUUGGAGACUGAAAGGGCUCUACAACGAAAUUGAGUUUGAGAGUGAAGUGAUCACCUUACCGACCAUUAAACAGAAGAGUUCCAACAGAAGUCUGUAGGUAUCGUUGCAACUGCUAAUAUCAUGUCUACCUAGGACUCUCGGACAAGUGCUGUAGUCGUUCCCCACUUAAGCGUUGAAGUCAUCCAAGAUAAUGAGUUUGUCAGCAGUGUCCACCUUACACACGACACUCCACUGCGAGCGUGGAAGCAUCUCUUGAAUACGAUCGUUCUAGCUUAAUUUGCCAGGAUUGUUUGCUUAUGGAUCAAAAUUUUACUUUAGAAGGAGCUGUCCAAUUAAACCAGAUUGUAGAUAAAGCUGAGGGAUAUAUAAACAUGGAAUGGAGAGGAAAUGAAUCAAUGCCUUUUGAAAUAUAUGACACAGUUUCUCUGGCGACAUGUGGCAGCUCAUCAAAUCUUACUUGCACUAAAGAAGACAAUGUUUAUAAACUUCGCCUCACAACGUUAGCUAAAAGCAAUCUUAACCAGUCAUCUUGGAGGAUCUGGGUCAAAUAUAAUGAGGUGGAAUUUUCAAGUGUUCCUAUCAAGCUGAUGAAUAUCUUUGAUUUAUCCAAAUUUGAAAUGAGACUAAAUGGACAAAGCUUAUCCUCUAGGAACUCUUCUUUAUCAAUAAAAGAGGAGGAAGAAAUAACCCUUUGUUGUGACUUUGCACCAUCGCCACGUGAAGCGGUUAUUACAGUCAACCAUAGCAAACGUUAUUCAAACCUUAGCUGCGUUACUUACAGACCAAGGAAGAGUGACAAGACAAAGUACAUGUUUGGAUGUGUCAUUUGUGGCAAUGGCACGUUUUCUCAAAAAUACUCCAUAGAAAUAGAAGAUGUGAAAAAUGGAUUAGGUGACUGGUCGGAAGCUAACAUAUUGCUAGCUGCGUUUGUUCCUCUAUGCUUAUUUGUUUUCAUCUUUUUGGUCAUUUGUUGGUGCAAAGUACGAUCUUCCUUUUGCAAAUCGCAUUUACCAGUCAAACGUCAGCCGGAUAUACCAGAAAAAAAACCACUAGUGUCUCCUCCACAAGACAAUACUCCAUCCCCAGUUGACAGUGUUUCAUCAGUAGUACUGAUACCUGAGAGUAUGUCAAUAAGGGAACGGCCAGCUGCAACUGCAAAGGAUACUAAGAAAAACCAAUAAUCUAAAAAAAUAUAAAUGUUAUAGACCCAUUAUAAUAAUAAUAAUAAUAAUAAUAAUAAUAAUAGUAAUCUUUAUUACCCAUAAGGAAAUCUGUCUUACAAUUUGUGCAUUACACAAAACAAACAUUAUAACUAUAGAAAACCAGAAUAUAUGUGGACAUAAGGCUUACUUACAAUUUACAAUUAAAAUGUUUAUAUUCGAUAUAUUAAGAGUUUUUGCAAGUUUUAUUAUUUGUAAUAUUUAGAAGACUUUUUUUUUUUACUUAGAAAAUUAUUGUCAGUAGCUUCUAAUGAAUUAUUUAACACAUUAUAGUUUCAAAAAUAGAAAACUACAGUAUUAUAAUGGAUAUAUUUGUUAAAAGUAGUACAACAUCGCCUUAGUAUUUGACUAAAACAGUGAUGUUUAAACUGCGGGCCAUUUUAGAUUCCGACAAUCGUGUCGCGGGCAACAUAAAAAAGGUAAUAAAUAAACCAUUUUUAAAAUAUAUAUUUGGGAAAUAUUUUUUUUAUUUUUUUUUAUUUUUUAGAGGGGAUUUUUUUAGACGUUUCGGCGGGUCGGAUAGAUUCACAUCGCGGGCCGUUUGUGGCCCAAGGGCCAUUUUUUUUGGGCAACACUGGGCUAAGAAAUUUCAAAUGAUAAGCAUUCGUUUUGACAGUUAAAGUAUUGUAGUUGGAUGCAUUUUUAAAGGCAUUAAGAAAAAAAAAUAAGUAUUAGAUAUUCAUUAAAAUGUUAUUACAUUUUAGAAAGUAUUAAACAUUCUAGAAACGUUUUAUUACAUCGCUAGAUAUAGAUACCUUAUCAUUACAUAUAUACAUAUGUAAAAAUAUACAAAAAUAUACAUGUUUGUUGUUAAGCUAGGAUUCUUCUCUUAUCUUACGGCAAGCAGAAUAUGCUUUAAGAAGUAAGUCCAUUGUUUGUGUAAUUUGUACGCAAAAAAUGUAUCAUCUCAUUUUGUUAAAGUGUCUAAUUUUAGCUCAUGUACAGACACACAAAGCUGACGAACAAUACUUAAGUUAGUACUUCAAUUCAGCAUUUCAUGCAUACUGUGAUUUUGUUCUGUGAUCUCUUGCCAAAUAUACAAGUGGCCUGCAAUAGAAAUGUAUACAAUUUCUAUUCAUACCAAACAUGUGUGAUCUCGUUUUUUGAUAGCUUGACUUCAACUGCUUCAUAGUAAAUGCUGAUUUAAAUUAUCUUAUAAAUAAUAUAAGUAUCUUAGUAUACUAGUUCUAUUCACCUGUAAUCUAAAUAAUUUAGUCAAAGCCAUGUUUUUUUUUUUUAAUUAUUGCAUUUGUUUAAUUACGACUGUGUAAGUGUGUAUGUUGUGUACAUUUUUUUUGUGCUUAGUACAUUGUUGUUGACAUUUUUUACCCGCUAACUAAGCCAAAUAUUCAUGACUCUUUUAAAUUCUCAUUCUAGGUUUGACUAAAAGAAAUAAAGAAAAAUAUACAUAAGUGUAUUACAGAUUAAAAUUACCAUACAUUGAUUUAAAUAAUUGUUUUAUGACUUUCAAAUUCAAGUUGUAAUUAGUAUAAGACAUGUUUCCUUUUUUUUUCCUUUAACGGGACACUUCGCACAUACUGAGUAUUUAGUGGAAUACUUUGCUUAUUUUUUUAUAGAGAUCAAUUUACGUAAUGGAACCCUAGUUAGUUAUUAUCCAGUAGUUCGUGGAAAACCUAUUCAGGCCUAGCGAUACACUAUUUAGGAAAUUCAAAAUUUUUAGUCUUAAGAAAUCGUCUUGAUCAUGUUUAUAAAUUCUUUUAUCAUAAACAUCUCUCUAAAACAGACAAUUUUUGUCUAUGCAAUACCUAAGCAAAGUAAGAAAUGGAGAAUAAUUUUUAACUUUGACUGAAAACGCCAUGCAGGAAUUCUUUAGAAUGUCUGCAAAUCACACUUUACCGAUUGCAUAUAAUUUUGUAUAUUCAGUUUAUUUAAAGGAGGAUUGAGCUAAUUUAUACAGGUUUACGUAUUAACGUAGAAUGCUAGUAUGUUUAAACUUAUAAUAAACUAAAAUAAAAUCAUUAAAUAUGUGACAGGUUAAGAUAAGUACAUUUUCAUUUGAAUUUGUCGUUUGAUUCUGUUUAAUGAUUUCGAUUUUGUAUCAUUAACAUUGCUUCGUGUGCUAUUAAAAUUGUUUUUACUCAUA
Molecule: messenger RNA, 3614 nt
Organism: Biomphalaria glabrata
Lineage: Eukaryota; Metazoa; Mollusca; Gastropoda; Planorbidae
Exons: 10
Coding region: 587-1471 (294 amino acids)
Source: RefSeq, a predicted model, not a curated record